This is a messenger RNA of Colletotrichum destructivum, 2758 nucleotides long. Its product is annotated as Putative sterol reductase. Gene Ontology annotation, molecular function: Delta24(24-1) sterol reductase activity. NCBI's taxonomy places the organism in Eukaryota, Fungi, Ascomycota, Sordariomycetes, Glomerellales, Glomerellaceae. The coding region runs from base 1277 to 2758 and encodes 493 amino acids. The transcript has 3 exons. The record is from RefSeq and is a predicted model, not a curated record. Gene Ontology annotation, biological process: ergosterol biosynthetic process. Gene Ontology annotation, cellular component: endoplasmic reticulum membrane.
CGCCCAAGUCACAGGAGGGGAUACGCAAGCCUCUGGUUUACUGGGCUAUGAUUUUGUUGUCUCCUUGGCAUGAUGUUCUACUUCUUUUGUAGCCAUCUUUCUGUCACACAAAACGAGGCCUUAAAAAACAACAACUAAAGGCUAACAACACGCUUUAAUUUGUUAGUAACUAGAAACCUGCAAACAGCGUUAGUGAACAGUGCAGCACUGCGCUUCUAAGACGUUGCACGUAUUACGCUGCAUAGUGCAUUUUUCAGUCUAGGCUAAUAUUAAUAAUCAAAAAGGGAUGGGAUAAGGUUGAGAAAAGUGCCGAAUUAAUGGAUGAAUUUAGGACGGAGCCUCUUUCAACCACCACUUGUAUCCUUGAGGAGGAUGCGGGAUCAGGAGUUCAAGGAUUGAGAUUAGCCCAAGUUCACAUGCGCGUCUACGAUGCAUGAAUUUGAAGACGUCUGCUGGAAAUCUAUCAACGAACAAGAUGUUGCAGGAGGUCGUGCACAGCCUCUGUGGCUGGUGUAAGCGUGGCUGUUGACUUGAGAGCCUUGAUGGCAGCCUUAGUAAGCAGCUUCCGCCGGACUUAUCAUUAAGCCGGCCACCGCGGACAUUCCAAUACUUAUUCAAGCAUUUCUCAAUAUAAGAGUACCAUCCUUACGCCCCUGGCUUGCCACACAAGAACAUUGCGCCGACUUGUUGUCGGUUGGUUAAACCGGCUGACCUGUCUCGGAGGCACUUUCAAGAUCCAAGCCCAGAAUGAGACCGCCUGAAUGCAAAACUCACAGGCCCUUGCGACGGCCACGGAAACAAAAACCAAUUUUGACUUGGCUGCUAACGCCUUGAACGAACAAGCAACGCUAAGGGACUCUUCUCAUCGCGUUUGGAUCUAGUAUGCGAUAGGUCUAGACUAGAAUGUGUAAGCCCAGCAGUUGACAAUGUCUUACGCCGAUGGAUCCAUGGAGACCCACUCGAAUCCUGAGCAAGCAUUGCUACACGAAGCCUGCAUGAUAGGGAGCCGCCCCUAACAUGCUACACGAAGUAUGCAUGAACGAGAUCACACCCUAUGUUAGACUGCGCCGCAGCAACCUUUGGUAUAAGCUUCAUUCUGUGAGAUGAACUUGUCGUAUUUAUACCGGGAGAAAUCUCAGCUCCUGAGUUGAACUGAUGGCUCUACGUUUCUGUCUUUUAACGGCAAACUAAUAUCACUUUUCGCUUUCUGUUUCUACUCCUCCUUCUCCUUAGCUCUUUCUUGUGCGAAAUUCCCCAUUACACAUAGUAGUCAGCCAUGAACUCCAAACAAAGAACCAAGGUGGCGUCUUCAACGCGUAUCCAACACAACACAGAAGACCACGAUGCCCCCGCCAUUUCUCUGUCCACCAAGUACAGAGAUGGUGCUUCGGACGAGUUCGAGUUCGGCGGCUCGCUUGGAACUUCAGCGCUGAUGAUCGGGUUCCCCUUAGUGAUGUGGUACAUGUGGGUUGGCGCAACAUACUACGACGGUCAAGUUCCGCUGCCCGCACCUGGCCAGAGCUGGCCUGAAUUCAGCCGUCACCUUGCCCAUCUUGUCUAUGAGGGAGCCUACCCGACGACCAAGGCUUGGUCCGUCUACUGGAUCUUCUUCAUCGGCGAGGCCCUCAUGUACUGCUACAUGCCUGGCGUGCUCAACUAUGGGCGCCCGCUCCGUCACGAGGGGGGCAAGCGGCUUCCCUACUACUGCUCGGCCUACACCAGCUUCUACGCGACGCUCGCCAUCGCCGCCGUCCUGCACGCCACCGGAAUCUUCCCGCUCUACACAUUGAUCGACGAGUUCGGGUCUCUCAUGACCGUCGCCAUCCUUUCCGGGUUCCUGAACAGUUUCGUCGUCUACUUUCAGGCCGUCAUCCGCGGACGCACGCACCGGCUCACGGGCUACCCGAUCUACGACUUCUUCAUGGGCGCCGAGCUGAACCCGCGCAUCGGCAUCCUUGAUUUCAAAAUGUUCUACGAGGUCCGGAUCCCGUGGUUCAUCUUGUUCCUCAUCACAUGCUCGGUCGCUGCCCGGCAAUACGAGCGGUACGGAUACGUCUCGGGCGAGGUGGUGUUUCUGGCCGGCGCACACUACCUCUACGCCAACGCCUGUGCCAAAGCAGAGCAGAUGAUCAUCACCAGCUGGGACAUGUACUUCGAGAAGCUCGGGUUUCUGCUCACCUUCUGGAACAUGGCCGGCGUGCCGUUCACUUACUGCCACUGCGCCCUGUACCUCGCCAACCACGACCCUUCCGAGUACCACUGGAACCACUUUGCUCUAACCGCACUGAGUGUCGCCUAUUUCUUCUUCUACUGGAUGUGGGACAGCGCCAACGGCCAGAAGAACGCGUUCCGGCACCAGGAGAGGGGCCAGCUGGUCAGGCGCAGGACGUUCCCCCAGGUGCCCUGGCAGGCGAUCGAGAAUCCCAAGGUCAUCGAGACGGAAGCGGGCGACCGCAUCAUGGUGGACGGGUGGUUCGCCAUCAUCCGGAAGCCGAACUAUGUCCCGGACAUGUUCUUCUCGUUUUCGUGGGGCCUGAUCACCGGGUUCAAGAGCCCGUUUCCCUGGUUCUAUUUCGUCUUCUUCAUGGUCAUGAUCAUCCACCGCACCAACAGAGACAUGAACCGAUGCCGAAGAAAGUACGGCGAGGCUUGGAAGCAGUAUGAAAGAGAGGUCCCAUACCUUUUCAUCCCAGUGAGUUUGUAUCUGAUCAGUGCCUCUUGGGACCUGAAACUAAAUAAUUUCAAGUACGUCAUCUAG